Tarenaya hassleriana is the source of this 817-nucleotide messenger RNA. RefSeq names its product ubiquitin-conjugating enzyme E2 4-like. NCBI's taxonomy places the organism in Eukaryota, Viridiplantae, Streptophyta, Magnoliopsida, Brassicales, Cleomaceae. Bases 89 to 658 code for a protein of 189 amino acids. Gene Ontology annotation, cellular component: nucleus. Gene Ontology annotation, biological process: protein polyubiquitination; ubiquitin-dependent protein catabolic process. The record is from RefSeq and is a predicted model, not a curated record. Gene Ontology annotation, molecular function: ubiquitin conjugating enzyme activity. The transcript has 6 exons.
AGAUAUAACAUAAAUUCUCACAUCUCCUCUCCGUUUUCGCCCAAUUCUGACAUAAACCGAAAGAAAAUCCAAGAAAGAGGAGCAAAAAAUGUCUUCACCGAGCAAGCGCCGGGAGAUGGAUUUGAUGAAACUGAUGAUGAGCGACUAUAAGGUGGAGAUGAUCAACGAUGGCAUGCAAGAAUUCUAUGUCGAUUUCAAUGGACCCAAAGACAGCCCUUAUGAGGGAGGUGUCUGGAAGAUAAGGGUCGAGCUACCAGAUGCUUAUCCGUACAAAUCUCCAUCAGUUGGAUUCGUCACCAAAAUCUACCACCCAAAUGUUGACGAAAUGUCGGGUUCAGUUUGUUUAGAUGUGAUCAACCAGACAUGGAGCCCUAUGUUUGAUCUGGUGAAUGUGUUUGAGACAUUUCUUCCUCAGCUUCUUCUGUAUCCGAACGCAUCAGAUCCAUUGAAUGGGGAAGCGGCCGCUUUACAAAUGCGUGAUCGUGCUGCUUAUGAUCAACGAGUAAAAGAAUACACGGAGAAGUAUGCGAAGCCAGAGAACACAGCGGCAGAGGGCGAUGGGGAAUCCAGUGACGAAGACGUAAGCGACGAUGAAGAUGACGAUGAUGAUGAUGACGAUGACGUCAUGGACCUCGUCGCGGGAAAGCCUGAUCCUUGACUGGUCGGAACCUUUCCUCGUGCUGUCGCUCCUACGUAUAAUGUAAGAAAAAGCCCCAUCUUUCCUUUUGUAUGUACAUGAAAUUAUAUGAUGGAUUAUGAUAAAUUUAGAGGAUUAAAAAAAAUGAAAUUGAAACUGAAACUGUCAAGUAUCUUCCGA